AAUAUAUUGGAAAGCGAGACGGGUAGGAGGGCAAGUGAAUUCAAAUUUGGAACGUGAACGCAAGCGCGGGACACGUGCUGCCCUCUCCUUCCCGUUCCGUUGGGCAGCACCUAUGCGCUCCUUCCGCCUCCUCCGCCUUUAAAUUUAAAAAUCCAACCACAAGAGAGAGAGUGGACGGUUCGAUCCAGAAGAAGAGGGAGACCAGAAAUUCAAAAAUUCUAGGGUUUUAAUUUGACAUCUCAUAAAUGGAGAAAUACGAGAAGCUGGAGAAGGUAGGAGAAGGCACGUACGGCAAGGUCUACAAGGCCAAGGACAAGGCCACAGGCCAAUUGGUCGCGCUGAAGAAGACGCGUCUGGAGAUGGACGAAGAAGGCGUCCCUCCCACCGCGCUCCGUGAGGUCUCUCUUCUGCAAAUGCUCUCUCAGUCGCUCUACAUCGUACGGCUUAUCUGCGUUGAGCACGUCGACAGCAAGGAAGGCAAGCCCGUCCUCUACCUCGUCUUCGAGUACCUCGACACCGAUCUCAAGAAGUUCAUCGAUUCUCACCGGAAAGGUCCUAGUCCGAGGCCCUUGGCGCCGUCGAUGGUCCAGAGCUUCCUCUACCAACUGUGCAAGGGGGUGGCCCACUGUCACUCCCAUGGCGUCCUCCACCGCGAUCUGAAGCCCCAGAAUCUGCUUCUGGACAAGGAAAGAGGGAUUUUGAAGAUCGCCGAUCUUGGACUCGGCCGCGCUUUCACUGUACCUCUCAAGAGUUACACGCACGAGAUUGUUACUCUCUGGUACAGAGCACCGGAAGUUCUGCUUGGUUCGACUCACUACUCCACCGGCGUGGACAUGUGGUCCGUCGGAUGUAUCUUCGCCGAGAUGGUGAGGAGGCAGGCUCUGUUCCCAGGAGACUCUGAGUUCCAGCAGCUGCUUCACAUUUUCAGGCUGCUAGGAACACCAACAGACAAGCAGUGGCCAGGAGUUAGUGCUCUGCGAGAUUGGCAUGUGUAUCCACAGUGGGAGCCUCAAAACUUGGCUCGUGCUGUUCCUGCUUUGGGGCCUGAUGGAGUUGAUCUCCUAGAAAAAAUGCUUAAAUAUGAUCCAGCCGAGAGAAUCUCAGCCAAAGCCGCUCUUGACCAUCCCUAUUUCGACAGCCUUGACAAGUCUCAAUUCUGAAGUUUUUCACUUGUGAACACAAAGAUGCUAUGAAUGAAGUGCUUUCUCCCGGAAGGAAUAUGGCAUUUUCUAGGAAGUGAUGAAUUUAGGGCUGCCUGUCAUCAUCUUGGUGAUUUCAAAGCCUCCUAUUAUUAUGCUUUCCAUCUUUGUAUAUCACAAUAUGAUUAUUAUCCUUGUUAGACAACUUAUCAUUCGAAGUAUGGUUUUAUAAUAUUCAGCUUCUUUGUUGGAUCAUGAAUCA
Molecule: messenger RNA, 1401 nt
Organism: Prunus avium (sweet cherry)
Lineage: Eukaryota; Viridiplantae; Streptophyta; Magnoliopsida; Rosales; Rosaceae
Product: cell division control protein 2 homolog C
Biological process (GO): regulation of G2/M transition of mitotic cell cycle; protein phosphorylation; signal transduction
Cellular component (GO): cyclin-dependent protein kinase holoenzyme complex; cytoplasm; nucleus
Molecular function (GO): ATP binding; cyclin binding; cyclin-dependent protein serine/threonine kinase activity
Source: RefSeq, a predicted model, not a curated record